AAAUAAGAUAACCUCUAAACUUUAUAAAAUUACAAUCCUCAAUAAAAUGAAAGAUAAGCACAAUUUGAUGAUCAAAAGGAAAAUAAAAAAAUAAUCACCCAAAAAAUUUCAAAAUUUAGAAGAUUAGUUAAGUUCGCCAUUAAUAACCAAUGAGAUCCUAUUAUAAAAAUAUCCUAGCUAUUGCCCAAGUGAAAUCUCAAGUCCUGAUUCUGCACUAGAAGAACCUGGUAGUAUGUUAGAAUUCUUGCUUCAUUUAGAGAAUUCUAACUACUGUCCUUUCAUCUGAAUUUGUUGAUAAUAUUGAGUUAUUUAUUAUUAUUAUCUCUCUAACAAGACAAAAA
This is a messenger RNA of Paramecium primaurelia, 341 nucleotides long. NCBI's taxonomy places the organism in Eukaryota, Ciliophora, Oligohymenophorea, Peniculida, Parameciidae. The record is from the annotation of a GenBank genome assembly.